Molecule: messenger RNA, 1183 nt
Organism: Lotus japonicus
Lineage: Eukaryota; Viridiplantae; Streptophyta; Magnoliopsida; Fabales; Fabaceae
Product: outer plastidial membrane protein porin-like
Exons: 6
Coding region: 112-942 (276 amino acids)
Biological process (GO): monoatomic anion transmembrane transport
Cellular component (GO): mitochondrial outer membrane
Molecular function (GO): voltage-gated monoatomic anion channel activity
Source: RefSeq, a predicted model, not a curated record
CGAGUCCUGAAAUUAGGGUUUCCCUUCCGCUCACACUUAUAUACUCUCCCAAAGGGUUUUCCACCGCAUAGCUCAUCGUCCUCGCCAUUUCCAAUUCUCUGCGAAGAAGCUAUGGCGAAGGGUCCCGGUCUCUACACUGACAUCGGCAAGAGAGCCAGAGAUCUUCUGUUCAAGGACUACCACAGUGACCAGAAAUUCACCAUCACCACCUAUUCCCCUACUGGAGUUGCUAUAACCUCAUCUGGGAUCAAGAAAGGUGAGCUUUUUGUGGCUGAUGUUAAUACCCAGUUGAAGAACAAGAACAUCACCACUGAUCUCAAAGUGGACACUGACUCUAAUCUCUUCACUACUGUCACUGUUGAUGAGCCUGCUCCUGGCCUCAAGGCUAUUUUUAGCUUCAGAGUUCCUGAUCAAAGGUCUGGAAAGGUGGAACUUCAGUACUUGCAUGACUAUGCUGGCAUAAGCACCAGCGUUGGGUUAACACCAAAUCCAAUUGUCAACUUCUCUGGUGUUGUAGGAACUAAUGCACUUGCCGUUGGUACUGAUCUUUCUUUUGAUACCAAAAUUGGGGAGUUAACAAAAUUCAAUGCUGGAUUGAACUUCACCAAAGCUGAUUUGAUUGCCUCACUGACUGUGAAUGACAAAGGUGAUGCCUUGAAUGCUUCAUACUACCAUAUUGUCAAUCCCUUGACCAACACAGCUUUUGGUGCUGAGGUAACUCAUAGAUUCUCAACCAAUGAGAACACUCUCACACUUGGCACCCAGCAUGCAUUAGAUCCAUUGACCUCUGUGAAGGCUCGCGUCAACAACCUUGGCAAGGCAAAUGCUCUUAUCCAGCAUGAGUGGCGUGCCAAGUCAUUCUUCACCAUUUCUGGGGAGGUUGACACUAAGGCCAUUGAGAAAAGUGCAAAGAUUGGGUUAGGUUUGGCUCUCAAACCUUGAGGAAUUUUGAGCCAUUAUGGCAAGAGCAUUGGGGUAGGCAUUAGCAAAGCACAUAGUUGUCUCUCAGACUGAAUUUUCUUGCGGUUGGUUCUGGUUCUAUUGGACAUAAGUGUUCAUGAUGUUUUGGUUGCAUUUGAGCAAUUCAACGUUGUAUAAAUAAGCAAUGGAUUAUUUCUAUAAACCAAAUGUUACUCUGAAUCCCCACAGCCUUUUGGAAAUCUAUUGUUUGGUGUCUGCAGUA